Molecule: messenger RNA, 1226 nt
Organism: Cydia splendana
Lineage: Eukaryota; Metazoa; Arthropoda; Insecta; Lepidoptera; Tortricidae
Product: protein rolling stone-like
Exons: 6
Coding region: 163-1086 (307 amino acids)
Cellular component (GO): membrane
Source: RefSeq, a predicted model, not a curated record
GGGUCGUGAGGCAGCGUGGGUCAGGCAGUGAGGCCAGGCCAGUCAGACCGCGGCCGCAUACAGGCCGGCCGGCGCGCACAACGUGCAGGACGCGCCACUACCUCGCGUGCUACCCGCGUCGCCGGACCUACACCAUAAUAAAACAUACCGGCAGUUGCGGAAAUGUGCAAACAUGUGGUACUCGUUCCUAUGAUGACCGUCGAUUCACCAAUGCAGAAGAAGACGUGUAAGCCGGCCAUGCUGGGCCGCGUGUGGUCGGCGAGUCGGCGCGCGCUCAGCCUAGAGCACACUCCUGCGCAUCAGUUCGGCUGCUGUCAGUGGCAGACGCAGCAGCGGCCACCGGUCGCCUACCUUAUAUACAGAUGGCUUCUGUUCAUCGGCGUGGUAUCGGUCGGCAUCGCGAGCUUCGCCUGCCAGCAAUUACCAAAGCAAUACGAGAGCAAAGUGGAGCUAAAGUACAUGAAGUGGUUCAUAUACUUUACCAACUGGGGGUUCAUGGUGAUCGCUCUGCAAUCGGGACUGGCCCUGGCGGUCGUGCACCGGUACAGAGCGGAGCGGAUAUUCAAUCUGACAUGGGAGGGUACGUCGAGCGGGCGGCGUCCACGGACGCCCCUGCUAUGCCGGAGCUACUGGCUGGCGCAUACUGUGGCCACAGACCUCGCCUUCGUCAUCACGCUCGUCUACUGGACGCUAGUCUAUGACCCGAAAAUGCACGAAAUAAAUGCGCUGAAUCUUCUGGUCCACGGCGGUAACUCCGUAGUCAUGUUGGUGGAACUGGCAGUUACAGCGCAUCCUGUGCGGGCAGCCCAUGCGCUCUACGGUGCUGGGGCAGGCCUGGCCUACGGGCUCUUUAGCGCAUUCUACUGGGCUGUCGGAGGCACCGACCGGGCUGGUCUCACUGCUAUAUAUCCCGCGCUGGAUUGGAACAAACCUGGCUCAGCAUUCGGGUUCGUAGCGCUGUGCGCCGUGGUGAUGGUCAUAGCGCACGCACUGGCGACUUGCGGGGCGACGCUGCGCGGGCGUCUCGCCGCACGCUUGCGCGCUGCACGCCAACAGCAAGAUCGGCAGGCGUUGCCGCCCUACUGAGGAUAGGAUAAGAUACGCUUAGAAUAAGUAGUCUGUGGAAAACAAGUGAGCAUUAAGCUUUAGUUUUAGGUUACACGGGCAGGCCUGUGAUUGCCUAUCACCACUGGCUUUUUAGCCUCCUGAGACCCAGAAGCAAUUGU